This is a messenger RNA of Lecanosticta acicola, 1200 nucleotides long. The record is from the annotation of a GenBank genome assembly. NCBI's taxonomy places the organism in Eukaryota, Fungi, Ascomycota, Dothideomycetes, Mycosphaerellales, Mycosphaerellaceae.
AUGCGACUUCUCAGCCUUCCUUCUGCGCUUCUCGCACUGCUUGCGAUCAGUGAUGUCUCCUCCGCGACACACACUUCAAAUUGGGCGGUGUUGGUCAGCACAUCGCGUUUCUGGUUCAAUUACCGCCAUCUCGCGAACACCCUCAGCCUCUACCGCACCGUCAAGCGUCUUGGUAUACCCGACAGCCAGAUUAUUCUCAUGCUUCCUGACGAUAUGGCAUGUAACCCUCGCAACUCCUUCCCCGGGAGUGUCUUCAAUGACAAGAGCCGCUUGCUUGACCUCUACGACGAUAAGGGGACACUCGAGAAUAUGGCGGCCGGCAUGGGAGGUAUAGAAGUGGAUUACCGCGGCAAUGAAGUCACCGUCGAGAAUUUCAUUCGUCUCCUCACCGAUCGAUGGCCUGCGUCACAUCCGACUUCCAAACGCCUCAUGACCGAUGACCGAUCCAACGUCCUCAUAUACAUGACCGGACACGGAGGAAAUGAGUUCCUCAAAUUUCAGGACAGCGAAGAGAUAUCGUCAUUUGACCUGGCGGAUGCGUUCGAGCAGAUGUGGGAGAAGAAGCGAUACCAUGAGAUGCUGUUCAUGAUUGAUACGUGUCAGGCGAAUACCAUGUACCCGGCGUUCUACACACCGAAUAUCAUUGCUACCGGAAGCAGCGCAAAAGACCAGAGUUCGUACUCACAUCAUGCGGACCAAGAUGUGGGCGUAGCGGUCAUUGAUCGGUGGACAUACUACAACUUGGAAUUCUUGGAGACGAGACUGAACAGCACGAGCGCGGAUGUCAGACUCGGUGAGCUCUUCGAUUACUAUACGUUCGACAGAGUACACAGCGAUGCUGGUGUGAGGUAUGACCUCUUUCCAGGUGGAGAAGACGCAGCCAGGAAUCUCAGAGUGCUGGAUUUCUUCGGAAGCGUACAGGGGGUUGAGACGGAAGCUGCUACAAGUGGGAAUGCGAACGAAUGGAAGGAGGAUCUAGAAGCUUUGAAGAAAAUCAUGGAGAGGCAGAGGGCUGAGGCGAUCAAUGUCACGGUCGCAAAGGAACCAGAAGUGGUGUCGAAGAGCCGACAGCAGAACAGAGUGGCUCUCGAUAUGGCACAGAAAGGAGAUGACUGGGUAAAGAAGGCCGCAGGUUUGGCAUCUCUGCUUGUACUUGGUGCCGCUUGGCUGGCUUCAAGCGCGUUGGCCAAGAGUGCUUGA